UUUCUGAACCACCAUGCCAUGAUGCCGCACCUCAGAGACCGUGAGCAGCGAACUGCCACCAGCCAUAGGCCCCUACUAUCUCUCCCCAAAUACCAUGACAAAGACGAAAAAUACGGAAAACGACAACAGCAACAGCCAUGGCAUCGUGUUCCACUCUCGGUUGGCCGCUUUCGAUUCCAGCUCUGGCUCCCCAACAUUAGAAUAAUACACACGCGACUCGGCCGAAAACGCGGGAUCUUGGCUUUCGUGCUUACUUUGCUCCUGGCCGGUUUUGCAUUAUUCGCACUCGGAAAGCGUUUCGCCAGCAAGCACAAGAGCUGGCCCGGCACCGACAGUCCAACGCUUGUUUUCAAACGGGAGAGCUUAGCAAGGGUCUGGCUCUGGGAAAUUGCGAGCGGACAUCAUCCAAGCUAUCGAACGGCCCCACCGAAACUCGGUCUUAAGACUAUAACUAACCCAGCAGUACCCCCUCAUCCUGCCUCAGUCAGCCGUUUCAAGCCUUCCGCCAGCGGGGUAGGGCCUAAACGCAUGUACAUCAAUUUACAUGCCUCGAUCCCAAAUGUUGCGUAUCCACCACGCCCUAUACCUGGGUCUAUUGCCGAUUUGGACAUCAUAAUAGAGAAAUGUGACUUCGGAGAAGGAAAGUAUGUCCGCGACUGCUUGGAGUUUUUGCGCGUUUCCGGUGGCCUUGAUAACGGUGAUCGCGUCAGACGUGGCGAUCUGGAGAGCUACAAAUAUAUUUUUACAGAAGACGCGGCCUCAGCACAUAAUUACAUCCCGUCGUUGGACAGCCUCACGCCUGCUGGACGGAAGGGCAUCAUUCGGAGUGAACACGAAGCCUACCUUGAUGAGGGUUUUGCUCAGAGCCGCCAUACUGAUUCGGAACCUCCGAUUUCCCUGCCUCCGCUUGCCCCGCUUUUCCGCUAUUCUCCCGAAAACCAUGUUUGUGACCCGGAGGACCCUAGAAUAUUUCACAUUUAUUGGACUGGGCCAUUUACUGACAAACCGUACUUCGCAAUCCUCAGUUUCCUAUUCACACAAAACACCCAGCUUCACGUUGCCGGCGAAGUAGACGCAAACCAUUGUCCACCGCAACUUUGGGUGUGGAUCAAUCUGGGGCCCGCUGCCGCCGUUGGUGAAUCCGCUACCCGCGAUCUAGUCGCGGAGCUCAAAUCCAACGUCUGGGCGGCGCCGUUUCUCCACCCUCGUUUCAAACACGUAAUCCACUUCAAACUGUGGAAUACGGCGGAGCAGCUCGACAGCCUUCCAGAGACCAGCGAAUGGCGCUCCAAGAAGACGAUUUUCAAGAGUGGCGGCCAUAUACUAUCCACAAAUGGCGACCAAGACCAUAACGCGAAUCUCACCGGAUCUUUGUCUCCGACUUUGUACGACAAGCUUAGUGUGAUCAUGAGUGACAUGGCUCGAUUCAUCCUCUGCUACAAAUACGGGGGCAUCUAUGUGGAUGCUGACACCUUGUUUCUGCGAGAUUGGGAAGAGCUUUGGAACUGGAAGGGAGCUUACGCGUACCGAUGGAGCUGGCACGAUAAGUAUAACACGGCGGUUCUUCGUCUCCGCAAGGGAUCAGCAUUAGCCCAUUUCCUCAUCCGGACUGCGGUCAAGAAUGGAUUCGACUUCCACCCCUUUGAAAUCACCAAAUAUCUCAAAGAGGGUCAACUUGUCCACCUAUUGACCAGACUCCCUGACGCGAUGUUUGAUGGUGCAUGGCUUAAUAUGGAAGGCUAUCAGCGCGAGAGGCCACCUCAGCCCUUCUUCACGCUGUUCGAAGACUUCUUCGUAACUCCCGUGGUCGACAGUGGGGCUCCGGCAGCUCUGGGUUUCCGGGGUUUCUUUUCUGGUGCAUAUUCCUACCACUUCCAUAAUAACUGGUGGAAUAAGGUCGAUCCUGCACGAAAUUGGCCGGAUUUGGGACCGAAUUUCCAGGGGCAAAGUACGAUGGACGAGAACCUCGGAGAUCGACGAGACUUGGACUGGUCAACUGUGUUAAAACGGACGUUCGAGAGUUAUCUUCGCGGCGAACGACCGAAUAUGUAUGGCGAGUUUUUGGUCAUAUAG
Mycena indigotica is the source of this 2073-nucleotide messenger RNA. RefSeq lists its product as uncharacterized. The record is from RefSeq and is a predicted model, not a curated record. Gene Ontology annotation, biological process: maturation of SSU-rRNA from tricistronic rRNA transcript (SSU-rRNA, 5.8S rRNA, LSU-rRNA). NCBI's taxonomy places the organism in Eukaryota, Fungi, Basidiomycota, Agaricomycetes, Agaricales, Mycenaceae. The transcript is spliced from 7 exons. The coding region runs from base 19 to 2073 and encodes 684 amino acids. Gene Ontology annotation, cellular component: nucleolus; small-subunit processome.